Lymnaea stagnalis (great pond snail) is the source of this 6612-nucleotide messenger RNA. Lineage: Eukaryota; Metazoa; Mollusca; Gastropoda; Lymnaeidae. The record is from the annotation of a GenBank genome assembly.
AAUGUGUCAAAAGAUACGGUCUGUGUAGGACGGUUACGCAUGCUCCAUACUCAGUAUCUGCUAUCAGCAAUAUAUUAUAUUCUAAAAAUAGAAUAGAGUAAGUACCUAAAAGACAUGUUUUUCGUUGCUAAUUUUUAGUUCUUUAAUUUUCUUAUUAGUCUAUUGUCAGCAGAAUCUUUCAGGACAUUUUUAAUUUUAUUUCCUCCUUUUUAAAAAAAAAUAAAUAUCCUAUUACAGUGUCACUGAAUGCUUUUUUUUAUAAAGCUGCUGGGUGUAUGCUCAGUGAGACCAUCUAAAUAGUCGUUAGCCUACACAAUGGUACCCCGACAUACGAGAUUUUUGAGAUACGGGCCGUCGAGCGAGCGAUGUUUUGCUUUGAGAUACGAGAAAUAUUUGAGAUACCAGUGCCGGGAUCAGCAGGUCGGGCGGCUGCAGUGGCGAAAAUUAAGCGAAAGUAAAAAAAAAAAAAUGUACCGUGGCAUUUAAGUUCAAUUAUAUUCAGUGACGUUUAAUUAAUUUCCAUUAAGUUUGUGGAUAAAGUGAACGCAUUAAGAGUGUAACCAGUAUGUGAGUUAAAGUGACCGAAAGAAUUUAGCAUUAACAGUGUAGCCAGUAAGUGAACGAAGUGAAGCUCCUUCGCCCUUUAUUAUAUUUUAAUACAAUAUUGGGCAUCUAAAAAUACAUUUUUUCUUAUUCAAAAACACCUAACAAAAACAACCGAGGUGGCAUUAUGGGAGGGGGGGGGGCUGGAACGGAUAAAUGGCAUUUCGAUUAAUUUCAAUGGGGGACACUGCUUUGAGAUACGAGCAAAUUGACUUACGAGCAAGGUUACGAACGAAUUAAAUUCGUAUAUCGAGGUACCACUGUACACAUCGGAACUAGUGACUCGGAGAUGUAAACGUGUUUUCCAAGGAGAGUCUGCUCCGUUUUACCUUCUCCCAGCAAGACUCAACUGAUCUAUAGUUUGUUGUUGUUGUUGUUGUUUUUGGUCACAAAUGCACUGNAUAUAAAUAUAUAUAUAUAUAUAUAUAUAUAUAUAUAUAUAUAUAUAUAUAUAUAUAUAUAUUGAUGAAUCGUGGAAGUUUUUCCUUUAUAGGCAAAUGUUUUGAUAAAAUAUAUUUGUUGGUGUUGUAGUGUGUCGAUUUUUUUAUUUCACCUGGGCUCCGUGGCAAAGAAAUAGACUCCAGGUUUCUCAGACAUGAUGAUUUUAGUGUUUUGAUCAGGGAUGAAUGCACCGCAAUUGAAAACGUAAUGUCAUUUUACCAGGUGGCAUAGGUAUAAACAAAAUUCUCGCUCCAAAAAUUAUCGUUUAAAUUAAUCUAACUUUUUAAUGGUUGUUUUUUUUUUAAUUUAAAAAAAAAUUAAAACUUUAUUAUUUAUUUAUUAUUUUAAUUGUAUCGUUUUCCUCCAUAGAGGCUCAUGAACCUAACCGAGUUAUAAACAUGCCAAUUAACUCCGUAAUAAACAUGAAAUAUUAACCACGCUACAAAGAAACAAACCAACUAACCCCCAUUAUCAACAUUAGUUACGCGGCGCCAGGGAUGAGCUGAUCACACCGAGGCGGCAGUGCCCAAAAAAAAAAAAAAAAACAAGGGAAAACUUCCUGGUUCAACUCUAACAGUAAUGCGUUCAGGAGUCAGUAGUGACCUAUAAGUGUGUAUGUUCUGCUCAGCUUAGAAUUGCAUGUUAUAAAGAAUCAUGUCAACGGAUGAACAUACUGUAAAAUUGGAUACAUUCGUGUUACAAAAGUGCUUUAAGUUUUUUAGCAUUGUUUUUUCCUAAUUUUUGUUUCGACAAAUUAUGUCUCUUUUAUACUUAAUGGUACUCCAAAUAUAUAUAUAUUUAAAUAUCACAUUAUCUAAUCUGAUAUUUACAAAUAUAAUAUGUGUGUUGCAUUUUUGAAUGUUUUUAAAAGUGAAUGGGAAUCAAGCAAUGUGAAAUUUAAAGACAUUUGAGAGUUGGGGGACUGUUAAAUUUUAAUGUAGACAUUAGUCACUCACGUAACAAAAAUAUACUUUCAGCAUUGUUUCUUUUUUUAUAACAAUGAUCCUUUCCUAAAUUUAUUUUUAGGCUAAUCCCAGGAGAAUGGUUCGUUUAGACACUGUUCUACUUCUCGUAGGGAGAACCGGAAACGGGAAAAGUUCCACGGGAAACUCAAUUUUAGGCGGGGUGUAUUUCACACUACGUGGAGUCGAGGAACCGCAAGUUGGAGACUCCCCUGAAAAAAGUGAGGCUGGCUCAAUAACAGUGGUAGACGGCUCUGGCAUUGGUGACACGGCAGAAGAUUUGAUCGGGGGAGAAUCGGCUGCUGUGGUGUCAUGUGAGUCCGCCUUUGAACUGUGUGGUAAGAUCUUCACAGCCAUCAUUGUGGUGCUGAAAUUCGGGGUCAGAUUCACCAAACAAGAAAAAGACGCCGUCCAGAUGAUUAAAUUUCUGUUUGGUGAGGAUGUCUUGAAGAGAUGGGGCAUCAUCGUGAUGACGUAUGGAGACAACUUUGAGAAGGAACCACGCUACAGCCGCGAGAAAUUUCGAGCCUGGUGCAAAGAUCAACGGGGAGAUUUCCAAAAACUUCUAGAGGAAUGUGACUUCAGAUGUGUGCUGUUUAACAACAGAGCGAAGAGUUUGGAAACCAUUCAGGUUCAAGAUUUUAAACAAACCCUUAACGAUCUUAAAUGUCUCAGCAACUAUGCACCAUACAUGGAGGACGAUUAUAAAAAAGCAGAAGACAGUCGGCUCAAUUUGCUUACAACGCAAACAAAAGAUUUGAUUGACAGAGUUAACACGUUCUUAAAACAAAAUGGUGAAGACGACGCCAAGUUGAACUUUGAACUUGCGCUGUUUAAGGAAAAUCUGACGCGUUUGAACAACGGCACGAGUAACCUGCAAGGUCUUAUCGACGACAUGAAUGCAGCCAUCAACAUGCUGGCCGGCAAGCCAGGGGUCAAGGGAACCUACAUUUCUACCACCUUUUCUCGUUUAAGUUUAGCAGGGCUCACUUUAGUGGCAGGGGCGACGUUUCGUAUAAGAUCUGCUGUAUCUUUCUGCGCCAGAGGUGUUAUCCUCCGAACAACCUACGUGGUUAACAGAAUGUGUGGGAACUCUGAUGAGACUCUUGUGGUAGCGUCGUCGUGUAGAGACACAUUGAGAAUUGGUGAAUAGUACACGAGGACAGGUUCAUGACGCAGUUGGUGGAAGUGACAGAGAGAAGCAUGUGGUGGAACUAAUUGAGAGAAUAAUGAUGUGAAAUCGGAGAGAGUGUGAGUUCAAUUUGUUUAAAAUCUUUUUAAAAUGUAUAAAAAAAAGAGAUUGGCACAUCUCAUUGUGUAUUAAUGAAUCCUUUAUAUUAACUUCGCUUUCUUUUUUUGGGUUGGCUGGCUGAUUAGUUGGCGUACUGGGCUAAAAUCUUCGGACGGCUAAUUGACCCACUUCCCGUCAAAAUAUCGAGCUGAAACUUGGCACAUAGACUCACUACCGAUGACAGCAUUUUUUUCUUCUAAAUUGAAAGCCCUAAUCCCCUGACAACCACCACCAAAAUUCAGAUUUUCCUGUUUUUCAAGAGAAGGUAAAAAGAAACUUCCAAUAAUUCUGAUAAAUGAGAUUCUUUUUUUUUUAAAUCUCAAGUGCAUUUGGUGCGUAAUAUUUUCUUUUGUUUUUUCAAAAAUUCUUGGUGAAAUAAGUUUAAAGUUUAUAACCAGGUGGUUCAUUAGAAUAUUAUAUAGUUCAGUGGCGUGAAAAAAAUAUGCGGUUGCGAGCCAUGUGGGGUUAUGGUAGGGGGGGGAGUGGUACACUAAUUGGGAUUCUUAUAAACUGCGUUACUUGUCCGCAUGUUUUGUCGAAUGUUUAUCCCCACCCCCAGUGAUCGAUAUUACAUUUUAUAAAGGAUUUUUAAGGAAGUCUAUGUUUUUAGAGUUUGUAAAAUGUUUGUUGUUUUAGCUCUAUGAAUCAUUACACAAUAAAGUUGUAUUAAAGUUCUCCUGGAGCAUCGUGUGGUCCCCAUCCGAAAAAAUAAAAUGAAUUUGACUUUGAUUGGAAUUCUUAACAUCUCGGUAAUGAGACUAUGCUUGAAUAGGCUCUACGAAUACGAGUUUUUUGACGAGAGUACAAGAACGUAUAGCAAUUGAGGGACUCCACUUCUCCCAGUGCCUUUCCUGCCUGACAAAUAUUAAUGCUUUUUGUCAAUUACUUAGACAUAGACACAAAUGGCGGAUCCACGCGGGCGUAAGAGCUAAAAUUGGAAAAGCUAGAUCAGCAUGUGUACUAUUAAAGAAGAUAUGGUAGUCCAAGGAGCUGAAACUGAAAACCAAAGUCAGAAUCUUUAACGCAAAUGUCAAAACAGUCCUACUAUACGGAGUAGAAACUUUGAAGACAACAGCGAGCAUUACACAGAAGGUGCAGACAUUCCUAAACACAUGCCUCAGAAAGAUCCUUAACAUCAAAUGGCCAAAUACCAUCACCAACAAAGAUGUACUAGAAAGGACAAAGCAAGUGGCCAUUGAUGAAGCUAUCAAAAAGAAAAGGUGGAGGUGGAUAUGGCAUACUCUCCGAAAACCCACAGACCAGAAAGCACCACCAGACAAUGCCUAACAUGAAAUCCCCAGGGAUAAAAAAGAGGAAGGCCUAAGAAUACAUGGAGAUGCGAGCUAGAGGCGGACACGCAAAAUAUGGGAUACACCUGGAAUCAAUUGGAAAGGAAAGCACAGGACUAUGAUGAGUGCAAAAUUCUUGUGGACGGCCCAUGACCCAGACGGGGUAAAAAGGCAUACAUACAAGUAAGUACAAGAAAGUAUGAAGAUUAUUCUGUUGUAUUGGAGUAGCUAUGAUUUUACGUCAAAUGUUUAUUGUCAUUCUGUGAGUAAUUUAAUAAAAUUGAAGUGUGAAAAAACAGAACUCAUUGUCUCAUAGUUAAAAAGCUGUGACAGUCAUUAUCAAUCCACUUCAAACGUCUGUGUCCAGAUCCAGAUUGAUUGCAACAGGUCGACAUUUAAGUUAUUUUGGGUCAGUAACUAAUGCUUUAGUCUUCUUUUCUGACAAAGUAAACAUUGAAACAAAGUGGGAAUUGCCGUUGCGCAAUUCAUAAUAGCUGCAUCAAGUGGAGUUAAUCGAGCCACACGAUAUACUGGUAAUGAUAGUGCUAACAACAAAUAAAAACAUUAUAAAUAUUGAUCUAUCCUCUACCCCAUCUUCAAAAAACUUUAUUCUGGGUACCACCUUCCUACAUGAAGACUUUUUAUACAUGGGGAAAAAAAGAGACACUAUUGUACAAGCAAAGACAGUUGUAACAUCACUCACAAUAUACUGGCAUUGCAGAGAGAGAGAGAGAGAUAAUAAAUAGCGAAAGAGAGACAGGUAGCACUUGCUACUAUUUUCAGCACGUCUAUAAGCAAGAAUGAGGAACAAAAUCUAUGUCUACUUCAAGUUGUUAAAAGCCUCCAAAAACAUUAUCCAAAACCUGGAAAGUUAGUGAUAUAAUCUGUAUCAAUAAAACCUUAUGUUUGUUUUUUUCUUUCAGGAAUAUUUUCAUUGCUGUUGCGUUAUUUCUGAGGUGAUAAUGAUAAUAUACUUUUAGAUAGGCAUCAUCAUUUAAAACUUUAAGUCCUCCGUGGCAGUACUUAGACUUCACUGAGGCAAUACUCGUACUUCACCGAAGCAGUACUCGUCAUUCAAUGAGGCAUUAAUCGCACUUCACUGAGGCAGUACUCACAAUUAAGUCAGCCAAUCGCAGACUUCGCGGUGUCGAUACUUAAUCUUAACUGAGGCAGUGCUCAGAAUUAAGUGAUCCAGUAUCAGACUUAACUGAGGCAGUACUUAGAAGAAAGUUAGCUAGUCUCAGACUUCAUUAGGGCAGUACUCGGACUUAACUGAGACAGUACUCACAAUUAAGUGAGGCAGUACUCAGACUUCACUGAGGCAGUACUCGUACUUCACUGAGGAAGUGCUCAAACUUUACUGAUGCACUCCUGAAUACUUCCCUGUGGAAGUGCUCAUACUUCGCUGGGGCAGUACUGAGACUUAACUCUUCGUGUUAACAUUUUGAGUUAUUUUGACAUAAUAGAAUCUAAAGUCUUUUUUUUUAAUUGAAUUUUUUUUAUCAGUACUAAAAUUAUGAUUAUAAUAUAUUCUCUUGCUAAAAAUUGCAAUUAACAUUCAAAUAGAAAAAAUACUCAAUUUUUUAACACCUUUUUUGAUCAAAUGCUUAACGUCCCAAGUGUGUUUUAACAUUUUUACAUUUACAAUAUGUGGUGAUUUCUAUCUUUAAAAAGCCAGACAUCUUGUGAUAAAAACGUGGUAUCAAAACGAUAUUUGCAUCCAGGUUGAAAAAAAAUAAAGUUAAAAGUACCGGUAUUUGUAAGCGAAAUUAUUUUUUUUGUUAUCGGCAGCCUUGUUGCAUGUAAGCAUUGGCUUCCCGUAGCAAAAAUAAAUGGAUAUAACUGAAUAUGCAUGUACAAAAUUGAAGUAUUUUUUUAAUCGAUUUUGUUACAGUUAUUAAUUGAAUUAAAAGAAAUAUUCUUUAAAAUGACCUGUGCCUUUUAUAUUUUCCAAAUCCCGAGAAGGCUACUGAAAAUGUAUGGAAAUCCUUAAUUUUUAGUUGUUGCAAAUAAAAUAGUUAUGCUG